CCUCACAGAAGACAAGAUAAGAGGAAUUCAGGAGACAUCUAUGAAGAGCCCAGGCCCAUGGACCAUGAAGACCGUCUCUUUGAGUUCCAUUGUUCUCCUGGCCUUCUUCCUCGGUAUCCACCUUGGAGCUGCCGCACAAAGCGACAAGCCUUGCUGCCUCUAUUACAGCCACCAUGUGAUCCCGUGGAACUGGGUGCACUCCUAUGAGAUCGCCAAAGGCAGCUGUCCCCAAGAUCUCAUGGUAUUCACUACAAAAAGAGGCAAAUUCUGUGUGCAACCAAAGGCCAAGUGGGUGCAGACAUACAUUUCUUUGUUGGAAGCCCAGAAGCAUCUGUGACCCUGCUGGAUUUUCAGCCCAAGGAUCCCUGAAUGCAGUUCUUGGCUCCUUUGCCCUCAUGGAGCCUGGUGAAUUCCUUUAGAGGGUUCGUAGUCCUGGGGGAAGGAGAGCAUGGUUUGUUUCCAUUAGAGGUUUUUAAAAUAAAGAUUUGAUUUCGCUAAGA
This is a messenger RNA of Peromyscus maniculatus bairdii (prairie deer mouse), 500 nucleotides long. It is a transcript of the gene Ccl26, whose product is annotated as C-C motif chemokine ligand 26. Gene Ontology annotation, molecular function: CCR chemokine receptor binding; chemokine activity. The record is from RefSeq and is a predicted model, not a curated record. NCBI's taxonomy places the organism in Eukaryota, Metazoa, Chordata, Mammalia, Rodentia, Cricetidae. Gene Ontology annotation, cellular component: extracellular region. Gene Ontology annotation, biological process: positive regulation of GTPase activity; eosinophil chemotaxis; inflammatory response.